AGAGAGAUACCUCAAUGCUCUAAGCAUAAAUAAACGGAAAUAAAGAAAAAGGAGCUAUAAAUCUUCUUUCUGAUAUCCGAUGUUCUGAGGUUGUUCGCAACUUUGAUUUAUCGAACAUUAGCUCCAAUCCGCUAAAAAUGACAUCAAUGGUUGCUAAGGCUUGCAGUAGUAGUAGCUGUCAAGUGUCUGCUUCAGUUUCUUUCCAAGAAAAGGGAAGUAGGAAUAAGAGGAAAUUUCGGGCUGAUCCACCUGUAGACGACCAAAAUAACAUUGUAACUUCACCUCAAAUUGAAUGCCCAAGUUACGAAUUUUCAACAGAGAAAUUUGAAAUCACCACGGAUCAUGGGCAACCCAGUGCUUGUGACCACUGUAGUGUUAACCAGAACCAUUCUGAUGGGUUAAAACUUGAUCUUGGAUUGUCUAGUGCUAUAGGCUCAUUUGAGGUCGGGCCUAGCCGUCCUAGAGAAGAAAUAGAGGCAGACGAAUUCCAAGAUGCUGAUUGGAGUGAUCUUACAGAAGCUCAGCUUGAAGAACUAGUUUUAGGCAAUUUAGAUGCCAUUUUCAAGAGUGCAAUUAAAAAAAUUGUUGCUUAUGAUUACACAGAAGAAGUUGCUACUAAGGCUGUCCUAAGGUCUGGCCUUUGUUAUGGGUGCAAAGAUACGGUAACAAAUAUAGUGGACAAUGCUUUGGCAUUUCUUAGAAGUGGCCAAGAGAUCGAUCCCUCAAGAGAACACUAUUUUGUGGAUUUACAACAGCUGGAAAAGUAUGUGCUGGCAGAACUGGUUUGUGUUCUUCGAGAAGUUAGGCCUUUCUUCAGCACUGGGGAUGCAAUGUGGUGCUUGUUGAUUUGUGAUAUGAAUGUGUCACAUGCUUGUGCAAUGGAUGGAGACCACUUGAGUAGUUUUGUGUGUGAUGGGUCCUCAAGUAGUUCCCAUAAUUCCUCUCAACCCCAGCUUAAAACAGAAACCAAAAGCUUGGAAUUGAAUCUUCCAAGUCCUCUAAAACCAUUUACUUGUUCUCAUACUACCGAAUCCAACGUACCCACUGUGGCAGGUGUUCCCAAUAUUGCAAAACCAAAGAGUUCCCUUGUUCUCAAUGGGCUGGUGUCAGAAAAUGAGGGCACAACUACAACAUCCAAUACCGUUGAUAAAUCCUUUGAUGUGUCAGAAACAUGUCAAUCUCCUGCAGUGGAAGAAAAGUUUGGGGGAAGUAGAAAGGUGCAUUCUGGUGGUACCAAGAGGGAAUACAUGCUCCGACAGAAGCCACAUCAUGCAGAGAAACAUUACCGUACAUAUGGAUCUAAAGGGUCUUCAAGAGGAGGGAAGCUGAGCGGUUUUGGUGGUUUAAUCUUGGAUAAAAAAUUGAAAUCUCUGGCUGACUCUACCACUGCUAAUCUUAAAAAUGCUUCCUUAAAGAUAAGUAAACCUAUGGGGGUUGAUGUGCCUCUAGACAAUGGUAUCCAUAGCCUCUCAACCAACUCUAGACCCUCUUCCUCAGUAGCUUCUAACCUGGAAAGUGAUAAUACCAUUUCUGCACUGUCUGAGACCAAUACCUUAACUGAAUCACCUGCAAUUAAUUCUUUGCCUGCAUUGCCUCCGGUUAAUAAACCGCCUUCAUUAUCAGCUACUGAUGCUGAGCUUUCUCUUUUGUUUCCUCCAAAGAGCAACUCUGCUUUGGUGCCCGUCAGCUGUAAUGCUGAGCCACCUAAUUGUAGUUAUGCUGGCAUUCCAUAUGACAAGUCUCUGGGGCAGUGGAUUCCUCGGGACAGGAAGGAUGAGAUGAUUUUGAAACUGGUUCCAAGGGUUCGGGAACUGCAAAAUCAGCUCCAGGAGUGGACAGAAUGGGCAAAUCAGAAAGUUAUGCAGGCUGCUCAUAGGCUUGGUAAAGACAAGGCUGAACUUAAGACACUGAGGCAGGAAAAAGAAGAAGUAGAACGGCUGAAGAAAGAGAAGCAGGCUCUGGAGGAAAACACUAUGAAGAAGCUAUCUGAGAUGGAGAAUGCUUUGGGCAAGGCUAGUGGGCAGGUUGAGCGAGCCAACACUGCUGUCCGAAAGCUUGAGGUGGAGAAUGCUGAUCUGAGGAAAGAGAUGGAAGCAGCUAAAUUCCGUGCUGCAGAGUCAGAUGCAAGCUGUCAGGAGGUAUCAAAGAGGGAGAAGAAGACACUAAUGAAAUUUCAGACAUGGGAGAAGCAAAAAACCGUGUUUCAAGAGGAACUCAUGACAGAAAAACGCAAAGUAAAACAGCUGCUACAGGAAUUGGAGCAAGCUAAAGAUCUCGAGGAGCAAUCUGAGGAUAGGUGGAAACAGGAGGAGAAAGCAAAGGAAGGACUACUUAUGCAAGCCAGUUCCAUAAGAAAAGAGAGAGAAGAAAUUGAGGCUUUGGCAAAAUCGAAGGAGAAUAUGAUUAAAUCCAACGCGGAAAAAAAUCUGCAGAAGUACAAAGACGAUAUUCAUAAGCUUGAAAAAGAAAUCUCCCAAUUGAGACUGAAAACUGAUUCUUCAAAAAUUGCUGCACUCAAGAGAGGCAUUGAUGGAGGAGCCAACAGAUUUAUGGACUUGAAAAAUAGUCCAGAUCGCAAGGAGUCCUGGCCCCCUUGCAUCUCAGAAAUGGUAGGUGAUUUUCAGAACUACUCUGGGACAGGUGUGAAACGUGAACGGGAGUGCGUGAUGUGCCUUUCAGAGGAGAUGUCCGUGGUUUUUCUCCCAUGUGCUCAUCAGGUGGUAUGCACAACAUGCAAUGAGCUCCAUGAGAAACAGGGGAUGAAGGAUUGCCCUUCUUGUAGGAGCCCCAUACAGCGGCGAAUUUCUGUUCGUUAUGCUCAUUCUUAAUUUUUUUUUCAGAAUCUGAGUUGAGUGUGCUGAAUAAAGAUUGUGGGACUCCUUUGAAAUGAAUAAUUCAUUUGAACGACCCCCUUUUAAUAGUUGAGAAAAUCAAGUUACCUUA
Juglans regia (Persian walnut) is the source of this 2943-nucleotide messenger RNA. RefSeq names its product putative E3 ubiquitin-protein ligase RF298. Lineage: Eukaryota; Viridiplantae; Streptophyta; Magnoliopsida; Fagales; Juglandaceae. The transcript has 3 exons. The record is from RefSeq and is a predicted model, not a curated record. Bases 138 to 2828 code for a protein of 896 amino acids.